Pseudonaja textilis is the source of this 2831-nucleotide messenger RNA. RefSeq names its product ER membrane associated RNA degradation (gene ERMARD). The record is from RefSeq and is a predicted model, not a curated record. Lineage: Eukaryota; Metazoa; Chordata; Lepidosauria; Squamata; Elapidae.
GAUUCAAUCUUUUAAGAAGAAGAAAAAAAUCAAGCUCCCCAAAGUCUAAAGUGACACCGAGUUCUUAAAAAAAAAAACACCUCUCCUUCAACCCGGAUGCCCCACUGUUUAUGGCGAGUUGUUCAGCUGUCAAUGUUCUUUAUUUCCUUUAAGCGAACUUCCUUUAACUUCGGAUGUGCUAAAAUUCUUCGACUUCUGUUCAGUCCUUCAAAGGAGAGUUAAACAGGGGAGGAUCCAAGGAAAUCUAACCACAACCACCGCAGCGUAUAACACCCGGUGGCAAAACAGUUUGACCUCCAGGUGCCUUCAGAGAGUAAAAUACUAAGACCGGGGGGGGGUGGGGGUUAAUAUUGAGAAUCAAAGCCGAAAGAGCCGGGGUAAGCAUCGGGGGAAAGAAAAACAAGGCUGCCUCGCCAGGGAGGGAGAUGCCCUGUCCCAGGAGGCGAUGAGGCGGAGCCGCCAGAGACCUUCCCGGGAGGCUCCUCCUCUUCACGGAAGGUGGUGGAAAGAUUUAAAAUCCCAGCCCACGAGGGGUCUCGCCGCCGCCCUCCACGGAGGAACGAACGGCUAGCCGACCGGCGCCCCUCGGAAGGGGAGGAAAAUGGCGUAAGCCGACGGGGCAUCCUCCUCCGCGACGGACGGUAGGCACCGACGGAAGGAAAGGGGGACCGAGAAGACUAAGAUGUUCUUAGCUGAUCCACCAUCUACCUGCCUUUCCCCUACAGUGUAUUAUAUGAUUUGUCAAGCCGGAUUUGAGAGGAAAUCAAGCUGUGCUCUCAGUAGUUUUAUGUGUGACACUGGUGAAAUAAAUUGGGAAUUCAUCACAAAACAUAUACGAUAUGGACAGCAAGAUCCAACACUGGAUUAUAUCAAUAGUGUGAGAUCUUUAGGUCCUUUAUGUGAAUCUAUUCACUUGCAUUUGAAAUCACUUACAGUGGAACAAUUUGAAAACCAGUUUGUGGUGUGGCUUCAAUGGACAAACUGCCCAGAGAUAUUUCUGGAAAUGCUUGAUACCAUAAAGAAUCCACAGGAUGCAGCAGUUGCACUCAGUUUAAUGAAGCUUACGUCAUGUUUGGAACGAGCCUUGGGUGAUGUAUUCUUAUUAAUUGGGAAAGACUGUCCUUUUCUUUUAAGAGAUUUGCUUGCAUCUCAGGAAUUCGUUUCUAUCUUUGGGCAACCAGUGAUGGAUGUUCUGAAGGUGUUCAUUGGGUCUCCAGAUAGUCUAAAUCUUCGUAAUAUUUUGUGGCACGGAUUUGUGUCAGCUAAAGAGAUUCCUGUCAAAUAUUUCUCCAUGCUACUUUUUUUAACAGCUGGAUUGGGGCAACUGCUUAAUAAUUACUGCCUUCAGGCUCACUCUGCUUUAAUUCAUCGACCCUAUGUAUCUUUCAUUCACUUGAAAGAGCUACAUAUAUUUCCAGAUCUGAAUCAAGAACUCUUGUCAUUGGCUGAGGAAUUAGUAACAAAAUCUAAUAUUGUGCUAAAGACUAUGAUCCCUUUUUGGAUUGCUGCAAUAACUUCAUUCCAGCAGGCAAGGUAUGCAGAUUGUGUCAUUUUGCUACUUCCUCAGCUGGAAGGUGGGCUUAGAGUACUCUUUACAGCAGUUAAUAAAUGUCCAAGCAGACUAAUGACAGCUGAGUCAUCUUCUCUGUAUACAACUUUUGAUGAAAUACUAGCAAAACAGUUGAAUAACGAAGAAAUGAAUCAGCUCCCCAUAGUCCUUGGUGAAUCAGCAAUGGAAUUUCUUUGGGAUUUUUUGAACCAUCAAGAAGGCCCACGUGUCAGAGACCAUCUGAGCCAUGGAGAAAUUAACUUAAAUCACUUCCCAAGAGAAAUAGCAAAUUCCAUGCUUUCAUUUUCUAUUACACUCCUCUGCAGAUUUUCACAGGAUGACUUGACUUCCAUUAAGGAACACAAAUCCUUAAAACUGUUAAUGACUUGUGCAAAUAAUUACUGUACCAAGUUUCAUCCAAUAACUCAGCUUAAGAAACAGAUACUGAACUGCAUAAAAAGUAUCACCUCUUGGCCAGAUUUUCCUAUGGGGCUUAAAGAGCAAGAAAUUUCAGGGUCAGGAAAAGAUACUGCCCCCUGUAUUCUUAUGAUCAAUGAUAUUUUGUCUCAACUGCAGCCCUAUUUGACUAUGAAUGUUACACUAUUAGGUGAUCCUGUAAACAAUCUGCUAACUGAAAAGUUGUUGAUUGAACUUUGUAGCAAGCACAUUCAUACCCUUUAUUCUCCACGAACUAUCCUGGAAACCAUUGUGGUGCUUCGCCAGAUAAGCACUCAUUGCCAUCAUGUGUCGCGUCAAGUCAUUUCAGUUUGUGAAACCAGAUAUGAACAGUGGAUAAACAAGUCACUAAGAUCGCGCCAACGACUUAACUUUUUGCGCAUGAGAAGAAGUAUCAAACUUCUGUCUCCAGUUUUUCAACUAGUUUUAAUCUUGAUUACAUUGGAGCUAGCGAACAUUGAUAUGAUUUGCAGAAAAAAUACUUUUGAAUAUCAACAGUACUUAAAGUUCCUCAAACUGAUUUUACAGUAUAUUGAGAACUUGGUGACUUACACAAGUCCAGAAAAAAAUAAAUGGGAUGAAACCAUAGUGCUUACACACAAAUCAUUGAUAAAAAUCAGAAUCUUUCUAGGAAGGGAACUGAUGCUUGUACAGUUAGCUGAAACCAAGAAUACCGUUAGUCCUCAUCAGAAUUCUAUAGGCUUAACUUAAACAGGCAUUCCUCCUUUCUCCCCAAUUUAUUGCAGAUCAACAUUUGCAAAAACUAUGUGCAUACGUUCUCCAAUACAGUGGUGUGUGGAUGCGAGUAUGAAAGAAUUUUCUUUGC